Molecule: messenger RNA, 3140 nt
Organism: Stegostoma tigrinum
Lineage: Eukaryota; Metazoa; Chordata; Chondrichthyes; Orectolobiformes; Stegostomatidae
Gene: cnot8
Product: CCR4-NOT transcription complex, subunit 8
Exons: 6
Coding region: 867-1565 (232 amino acids)
Cellular component (GO): P-body; CCR4-NOT complex; CCR4-NOT core complex
Molecular function (GO): nucleic acid binding; poly(A)-specific ribonuclease activity
Source: RefSeq, a predicted model, not a curated record
UAACAGGAUAGGAAAUAUUGCUAGAGUUCCUCUAUGACCGUCCAGUUAUAUAUCACAGUAGUGAGAAAAGUCCAACUGAGGUGGUUGAUGGAAAAGAGAGUAAGCAAGAAGACCUCUUGAGCCUGCAUCGCUAUUCACAGAGAUCGUGGCUGAUAUUCAACCUGAUUUCCACCAAUAAUUUCAUCUCUUGAUUUCCUUAUUGGUGUGUAAAGUCCAUCUAACCUCUGUUCUGAAUAAACCUAAGCACAUGAAAUAUUGCUUUACAAUUGGAAUCGGUGGGAAAACUGCUCUAAUUAAAGCCGGAACAGCGGAAGCAAUUCUACAUCGUUGUAGGUACAGACAUGUCAUGAGUCACCUCGGCGACUGGCGAGACUUGAAGCCGGACCGCCUGACCCACAAGCAGGGACGCUACCAACUCUGCUUUACACGAUCCCUUUAGAAGCACCAUCCGCGCGAUCCGGGCUGAUUGUCAAAUGAUUUCAGAGAUAAUAGUAACUGCAGAUGCUGGGGAAUCCGAGAUAACAAAGUGUAGAGCUGGAUGCACACAGCAGGCCAAGCAGCAUCAGUGGACCAGGACGGCUGACAUUUCGGGCCUAGACCCUGCUUCAGAAAUAAUUGACAGGUUCGAUUUGCGUUAGCCCCGCCUCUCGAGCCUACAGCGCAUGCCCGUUGUUUGCCGUCUUUGUCCUUUCACUAUUAACUCCGGGUAGUUGGCAAAGUGCUGAAGAUUCAACGAAUCAACACUAAAACAAGGAAUCUGUUAAUGGGGCUGGGAAGCUGGUCCGCUCUAUGAGUGCAGGUUUUAUUUAAACUUGGCGAGUGACGGAUACAAGUGCCCAUCAGCCCAUUUUGGCAACCUCUUCAAAAUGCCAGCUGCAGAAGAAGAUCAUAGUCAGAUAAUCCGUGAGGUAUGGGCAAAUAACCUGGAAGAAGAGAUGAGAAAAAUUCGCUUAAUUAUUCAAAAAUAUAACUAUAUAGCUAUGGAUACAGAGUUUCCCGGUGUUGUGGUAAGACCAAUUGGAGAAUUCCGAAGCACUGUAGAUUACCAGUACCAGCUUCUCCGGUGUAAUGUGGACUUGCUGAAAAUCAUUCAACUGGGAUUGACAUUCAUGAAUGAGAAAAACCAAUACCCUCCUGGAACCUCCACUUGGCAAUUCAACUUUAAAUUCAACCUAACCGGUUAUGACUUUGGCUACUUGAUCAAACUUCUAACCCACUCACGACUACCGGAAGAAGAGCAAGAAUUCUUUGAUAUUCUGCAUUUGUUCUUCCCUGCUAUCUAUGACGUGAAAUAUCUGAUGAAAAGCUGUAAAAAUCUUAAGGGUGGUCUACAAGAAGUUGCUGAACAGCUUGAGUUGGAGCGAAUUGGACGACAGCACCAGGCAGGCUCAGAUUCAUUAUUGACAGGCAUGGCUUUCUUCAGAAUGAGGGAGUUAUUUUUUGAAGACAACAUUGAUGACACAAAGUACUGUGGACAUUUGUAUGGUCUUGGAUCAGGUUUAACUAAUAACCAUAAUGGGACAGCUGGGACAUCAGAAGAAGAAACCAACAACAAACAACACUGACCACAACUGAGACGUUUUACUAAAUCUUUUACCAAAUUUUACUACAAAAUGAGUGUUAUUCUCCUGAUGCAAAGUUUGGAGAUAUUUGGCAGUGUACUGCGUGGAGGUAUUAAACAUGGCUGCAUUCUUCUUUUUAAAAAAAAAUUCUUCCAUUUAACAUUGGUAAAUGCUGUGCUGUUGCUUAUUGUUUUCCAAACCGGUAAGUGACAUGGAAGGGAAGCCAGGUGAGGGUCAAUCUGCAUUGGUCCAGUAGGACCUUUUGGAUUGUACCCUGAUCCAUGUUUAUUUCUCUUUAAAUGUAUUAUUCACUCUACUUUUCUCCCCUUUUUUGUUUUCCUUUUGUUCCCUGUUUGUUUUUCUUGAUCAGGUCAUUUGCAGUGAAAAUUACAUCACAUUAUUUCCACACAUCAAGCAAAACAAUAAGCCAUAGCACCGUGGAUUUGUACAUUGUGAUAACCUUGAGGUUUUUUUAAUGUGAUUACAUAUCCAUACCUGAAAAACAUUCUUCCCGAAGGAUGGCUGUGGCUGUAAAAUUAUUUCAGGAAUAGACCUUUUAAGUUCAUGUUUAAUGUGCAGUACAAUGUUCAAAAAGUAUUUUAAUGCCUUGUAGGAUGGAAUUUUCACUAUUAGAACGGCAGGGAAAAAUGUUCCAGUUCCACUAAUGCCCAAUAAAUUAUAAAUUAUUAUUAUCCUAAUUCAAUUGACUUAAACAGCCAAAUGCAGGAAUUUCAACUGGGUUAUUGAACUUAUUUUAUGGCAGUACAGUUCUGUUAUUAAUUUUCAACAUAAAUAAGUUCAUUUAAAACAUUGUUCUUGUUUAUGCUUUUAUCAAAUACUUGUUAUUAAUGUUGUAAUUAAUCCUGUUUAAAGGAAGGAAUAGAAUUAAGAUUUUUUUACUUCAAUUUUUUUAAACAAAAUUGUUAAUUAUAUCCCUUGAUAUUCUUUACAUCAUCUGAGUACCCAGUAGAAAUAUCCAAUUUGUUAAAAGUAAAUGUAAUUUUGCAAUAGUUCUUUACAUUCACUAUGUACGUACCACAGAUCUGAAAUGUGAUACCUACUAGCAGGUUAUGUACCAUCUUCCAUUGUGAACCGAAUUGGAUGUCUGAGCCAUGUGCUUUUGUUGUGAUAUGAUUAACGACUGUAUUACCGAUACCACAGGGAUCAUAGGUUGAUCCAAGUCUCAUUGGUUAAAUAUCACAGUUUUGCUUCAAGUUAAGUCACAUGCAAAAGCCACUUGAUUACGCACUUGAACAAAACCUUAAUGUUAGUUUCUCUUCUACAGUCAAGGAUAACUCAAAUCUCUUCAUGUUGCUAGAGAGGGGUCUCUGUUGAUGGAAGUAGUUUUACAUGUAAAAUGUUUAAUUUACUUCAUACUUCGUUCUUAAUUGACUCCAAUGUACAAAACUGGAUCUUAAUUUAAAACAGUGGUGCAAGACCUAGCUCUUGACGUUCCACAGGAGAUAAGGGCCUUUUCUUUAAAAGCACUUCCUUCUACAGAAAUCUCCUGUUAAAAAUUAACUCAUUGUAUUUAAUAUUUUGGUUGUAUUGCAAGCUGUCUGAAUCUUAAAAACUGAA